Messenger RNA from Bipolaris oryzae ATCC 44560, 1200 nucleotides. RefSeq lists its product as uncharacterized. The transcript has a single exon. Lineage: Eukaryota; Fungi; Ascomycota; Dothideomycetes; Pleosporales; Pleosporaceae. The record is from RefSeq and is a predicted model, not a curated record. The coding region runs from base 1 to 1200 and encodes 399 amino acids.
AUGAUAGCAACUACAAAAUACCACCGCAUAUCAAAAAACCUUGAAUCCCUCCCCUGCGAACUCCACGAAGAUAUCCUUAUCCACCUCCAAUUCCACCAACUCAUCCGCCUCUCCUCUUGCGCAGGCCCCCGCUUAAUCUGGUCCCUCCAACACAGUCUUUCCUCCUGGCACCGCUACUUCUCCUCCCCUGCCGCCAUCACCUCGCUGCAAGAACUCCUGGCUAUAACCGACACAGUAGCCAAACACGGCUUCCCGCCCUCGCGCAAACACGUCGAUGCCACCACAAUCUACGAACAAGAGUGGAGUCUCCGCUUCCUGAAGUACAAAGCUUCAGAAUGGGGAUCUGACUACAGCGUCGUCGAGUUGCGGAAUUUGCAGACGACCGAGGCGCUGACGAAACAUUGGCUUAACCACCUAUCCCGCAUGGUGACUUCGGUACUCGGACCCAUUGUUCCAAAUGACCCUUCAUUCCCGCAACUCCCUGCUUCGUUCCCGACACCCGCGUCGCUCGUCUCGUUUCUGGCAUCCUACCAGCGCGCCCGCGAGGCAAAUGCAGAAGCGCUAGCGCGGCAACUCGAGCAUCUGGCGUUGCUGUACGAAGCGCAUCCUACGCGGUUCAAGAUGCCGUUUGACCCGCGGUCGAGCCCGCCGAGUACGCUGAAUGCGACGCAUAUACCCAGUACAAUGCGGUCGCAGGCGAGGCGGAUUGUAAAUGUGGCGAGGGCGGGCAAGUGGCGGCGGCACAAGAGGUUUUUGCAUCGCUUUGCGUGGCCGGGGCUUGUGCCGUACGAGUCUUGUGUGCAGUUGUUUAAUGGGUUUGUGCUGCGAACGGGAUUGCUGAAAGGAGGAAAGGUGGAGGGUGCGGGGGAGUUGAUGGAGGAGUGUAGGAGCGUUAUUGAGGGUAGGCCGGUGUGGGCUGGUGAUGUGAGAAAGGGUAAAGAGGUAGAAGGGAAGAGUGAGGGGGACGCGAUUGAAGAGUUGUCAAGUAUGAUGGAGCGACAGAAUCUAGGCGCUGACGUUACGCCGAUUCGUAUUCAGGUUUAUAUCGAAGAUGCGAAGGAGGAUAUUCGCAAGGUGCUGGUUGUGCCUCGUGCAGAGAUGGAGUUACAGUGGCUGGAAAGGUUUGCGCAAGUGACGGCAUCUUUGGAGCAGGCGUAUCCUGACCUGGAAAAAGAUAGCUUAGGGCCUGUUCCAGCGUGA